Messenger RNA from Fomitopsis serialis, 1512 nucleotides. Its product is annotated as major facilitator superfamily domain-containing protein. The transcript is spliced from 17 exons. Gene Ontology annotation, molecular function: transmembrane transporter activity. Gene Ontology annotation, cellular component: membrane. The record is from RefSeq and is a predicted model, not a curated record. Lineage: Eukaryota; Fungi; Basidiomycota; Agaricomycetes; Polyporales; Fomitopsidaceae. Gene Ontology annotation, biological process: transmembrane transport. The coding region runs from base 1 to 1512 and encodes 503 amino acids.
AUGCCUACGACUAACAGCCCAGCUCGAAGCUACAGCGCGGAGAAGCUCGAGGUCGAGGCGGUCGAGUAUGCAACCUCGCCAAAGUCGACGACCAGCCCUCCUCCGCCCCUCACGCCAGAGCAGGAGAAACGGCUUUGGCGGAAAGUGGAUAGGAGGAUUCUGCCUAUCCUCACGAUCAUGUAUUUGUGUUCCUUCUUGGAUAGAGGCAACGCGAAGAUACAAGGACUCACAGACCAGCUCAACCUUACUGGUAAUAAAUACAAUAUCGCUCUUACAAUGUAUUUCGUUCCAUACUGUCUCUGCGAAUGUCCCGCCAAUCUGGUUCUAAAGAAGUUCAAACCAUCCAGAAUGCCUGUACUGACGAGGUUGCAGCUCCUAUGGGGAGUCAUCAUGACUCUUAUGGGUCUAGUAAAGACCUAUCCGCAACUCGUCGGGACCCGCAUCUGUCUAGGUAUCACAGAAGCGGGCCUAUUCCCGGGCGUCGUCUACUACUUGACGCUAUGGUAUCCGCGCCACAUGCUACAAUACAGAGUGGGCCUAUUCUACGGCGGGGCAACGAUUGCAGGCGCAUUCUCGGGAAUCCUGGCAUACGGCAUCUCUUUCAUGUCUGGAACAGCGGGUUUACUGGGUUGGUCCUGGAUCUUUAUACUCGAAGGCAUUGCCACCGUGGUGGUCGGAGCAUCGCCUUCUUCGUGUAAACUGAAUGCGCAUUCUGGCAGUCCUGUGGACUUCCCUGACACAGCGACGUUCCUCACGCCUGAGGAGCGUGAAUAUAUCAUAUGGAAGAAAGUGAAAUACGACAACUCCUCUGUUGGAGAGGAAGAGCACUUUCAAAUCCGACACAUUAAGGCGGCGUUCAUGGAUUGGCAAGUAUGGCUGCAGAUCAUGGUAUAUUUUGCCGUGAUCACGCCACUGUACGGGAUUUCACUUUUCCUGCCCUUCGGAUAUGACACCGCCAUCAGCGAACUACUGACCGUUCCGCCUUACAUAUGCGCAACGAUUGUCCUCCUCAUCUUCGCCACCUGGUCUGAUCAUGUCAAGUUGCGCUCGCCCUUUGUCCUCGCAGGGCUGGUGAUGUGCAUGAUAGGCUUUGCGAUCAACAUUGCCGACGUCCCAGUCGGCGUGAAGUACUUCGGCACGUUCUUCUGCGUGUCUGGAUCCUAUGCCGCCUUCCCGGGUAUCAUCGCUUGGCUGGGAAAUAACUUGGCUGGCCAGUACAAACGUGGUGUCGGCAUGGCGCUGCACAUCGGUAUCGGUAACUUUGGUGGAGCCAUCGCGAGCAACAUAUACCUUUCAAAGGAUGCCCCGCGCUAUGUCCUAGGCCAUGCCCUGGAGCUGAUGUUCGUCGGCAUCGGCUUCAUAUUCCUGCCAAUCACCGUUCUUGCCUAUAAGCGCGCCAACGCACUUAGGGACAAGCAACAGCAAGAGAUGGAAGAGAAAGGCAUCAAGUACAGUGUGGAGGAGCUCCGGAGGCUGGGUGAUCGCGCGCCCGACUUCCGUUACACAUUGUAG